Molecule: messenger RNA, 2034 nt
Organism: Drosophila serrata
Lineage: Eukaryota; Metazoa; Arthropoda; Insecta; Diptera; Drosophilidae
Gene: tj
Product: Maf family bZIP transcription factor traffic jam
Biological process (GO): regulation of transcription by RNA polymerase II
Cellular component (GO): nucleus
Molecular function (GO): RNA polymerase II cis-regulatory region sequence-specific DNA binding; DNA-binding transcription factor activity, RNA polymerase II-specific
Source: RefSeq, a predicted model, not a curated record
UAAAAUCAAUUAGAGGAUUAUUAAGUAAUAUAAUAAUCCUAUAACUCACCUCAAGUUCCAUUUGAAACUUAAUUAAUAAAUUAAACUAAAGCUUGGUCUCUGAAAGACAGGUAAAAGAAACUCAGUGUCCGCGGCCCCUGAUCCUCGAUCUCCCAUCAACGCCGAAUACCCACACACCUUGCAUGUGAGACCCGCCACCGACCCUUUCCGGUCCUGGUCCUGGUCGAUCCAAUGAAAAUGGAAGAUCCCACCAUAAACGACACGUACGUGCAGGAGUUCGAUCUGCACCACUUGGAAGUGGGCGGAGCAGCCGGAAACGGAGCUCCCAGCACCAACGGCGGACCAUCGGUGGCCCCCAUUGGUCACGUGAAGCGCGAGGAUCACAGUCCGCCGCAACCGGUGGCGGUCAAGUGGACAACGAAUACAGAGGAGGGGCCGGAAGCGUUGCCCCUUUCUGGGCCCGAGCCCGCCGGAGCCGUAGAAGUUUCGCCGGCGCCUCACAUCAAGCUCCGCUCCUUCUCAGGUCACCAUCAGUGGCACAUGGACGAGCGACGGCUGCAGCCGCUCUCUCCGCCUCCAGAGCAGUACGGUCCGCUGCCCGGACAGGCCAUUCUGGUCAACACAUCCUCCGGAGCAGCAGGAGCACCAGGUGUACCCGGCGGGGUGCCCUCCACGCCGCCAGAGACGCCGCCUGUCGUGGGAUCGCCCACAGGCAGUAGCAGUUGCCCGGCCCAGACCUAUGCCCACCACUAUGCCCGGACGCCGGGUGGCACUGCAUCCGCUGCCGUUGCCGCCUCUGCUGCGGCAGCCGCUUCCGGAGCGGCGGCUGUGAGCGCCGGACUGAGCCACGACAUGAUGUGGCUGACGAAUUCCAUUCGGGCGGAGCAGCAGCCACUGGAUCUUCGUCCUCUGGCCUAUCCCGGGUCACAGGAGGAAGCGGAGGAGUGGGAUCGCCAGCGGGACUAUGCUCUACAGGCGGCAGCGGCCCAUCAUCACCACCACGGGCAGCCGCUGAUGCAGGCACAGCACCAUCCGCACGGUCACGGCGGUCACCCACAUCCGCACCUGCAGCAGGCCAAGUACCCGCACCACCACCACCACCACUUCCACAACCUGGACCUGACACCCAUCAACAUGCACUCCCACGCGAAUUCCUAUGGGGGUGGGCUCGGAUCGGGAUCGGUGACGCCCACUUGCUUGCCCCAGGUUCCGAGCAAUGGCAGCGGCAGCAGCAGCGUUGGCGGUGGCGGAGGAGGAGGCAGCGGUGGUCCGGGCAGCGUCGGCGGCGGAUCUUGCGUGAUCACCCGGGCAGCACUCCAGCCCUGCCGCCCACUCUCUGCCAGCUCCACGAGAUCCUCGAACAAUAUGUCGCCCCGAACGUGCUCCGGGGCCUACAGCACUGCCACUCUGGAGGACUGCAUCAACGACGACAUGUUGACCACGCUGACGGUGCGGGAACUGAACAAGCGGCUCCACGGCUGUCGGGAGGAGGUGGUGCGUCUGAAGCAGAAGCGGCGCACCUUGAAGAACCGCGGCUACGCCCAAAACUGCCGCUCCAAGCGACUACACCAGCGCCAUGAACUGGAGAAGGCCAACAGGCAGCUUAACCAGGAUCUGCAUCGCCUUAAGCUGGAGUACUCGCGGGUGUGCCAGGAGCGGGACGCUCUCAUGCAGCGGUUGCAGCGCGUAGGUAACGGAGGAGGGGGCGCAGGUGCCGGAGAUAGCCAAAACUCGCCGGAGUUCUACCUCUGACGCCAGCUGGCGGCGGCCAGUGGCACCGGCUCCUCCACAUCCGCAUCCGUGUCUACAUCGCAGCACCACCAGCUCCAUAUCCAGCAUCGGGGUCCACAGUGGAAUCCCCAGCAGUUGGUCAACUAAGCGAAAAGCAUUCCGGGUGUAAGGUAUUUUCCCCAAAGAGGUUAUUUCUAGGAUUCCAUUGAGGUUCUAGUGGUUCAUCAGACUAUAAAUAAUUUGUAAAGGAAAUUGUCGGAAAGAGAAUACUUUGAAAAUCAUUUGCUGAAAGGUUUUAGUUUC